AAUAAAAAAAAAACACAAAUCCUUUUCGAAGAAACCCUAAAAAACCCCACCUGUUUAUAAUUUUGGGAUUUUUUUUUUGAAAUCAAUAACAAUGGGCAGCAAGAGAAGAGAAGAAGAAGAAUCAUCAUCAUACAGAAAAAGAAGUAAAAGCAAAAGUAGAAAACACAUAUCUGAUUCUGAUUCUGAUUCUGCUGAUGAUUCGCCUUCAUCCGCCUCCGAUGAUUCCGGCGAACGACGUCGUUCUUCGAGCAAACGACGUCGUUCUUCCGGUAAGAGUAGCAGCCGUCACCGGGACUCAGAUUCCGAAGAAGACGGCCGCAGAAGAAAGAAGAAAAGUAGCAAAUUUAGUAAAGAAGAUAUUCUUGAUUAUUUGACCAAAAAAGCACAAAAAAAGGCAAAGAGAGUUGCCAAGAAGUUGAAAGAACCGAUUGUUCAUGGUUACGCUAACGACUCGAAUCCUUUCGGCGAUUCUAGCCUUAACGAAAAGUUCGUGUGGGAUAAGAAGAUUGCGCGAGAUGUUAUCCAAGGAGUUCCUCUUGACACGUUUUCUGUUAAAGCGGAAAAAAAGAGACAGCAAGAAAGGAUGGCAGAAAUCGAAAAAGUUAAAAAGAGAAGGGAGGAAAGGGCUAUUGAAAAAGCAAAACAUGAAGAGGAAAUGGCCUUGCUGGCUAGAGAGCGUGCUCGGGCUGAAUUCCAAGACUGGGAAAAGAAAGAAGAAGAGUUUCAUUUUGAUCAAAGCAAAGUUCGAUCUGUGAUACGACUGCGUGAAGGGCGUAUGAAGCCAAUUGAUAUACUCUCUAAGCAUCUUGACCCUUCUGAUGAAUUUGAUAUAGAGAUAGAGGAGCCGUACAUGGUUUUUAAGGGUUUGACUGUUAAAGAGAUGGAGGAGCUUCAUGAGGAUAUAAAAAUGCAUCUAGACUUGGACAGGGGAACACCCACACAUAUACAAUAUUGGGAGGCACUUUUGGUUGUUUGUGAUUGGGAAUUAGCUGAGGCACGUAAAAAGGACACACUGGAUCGGGCUAGAGUGAGAGGUGAACAACCACCGGCUGAAGUAGUUGCAGAAGAAAGGGGUAUGCAUUCGAGUAUUGAGUUAGAUGUAAAGAAACUUCUUGAUGGAAAAUCAUUUGCCGCACUUGAACAACUUCACUCCGAAAUUGAGUCACAAAUGAGUUCUGGCAGGGCGAAGGUCGUUGAGUAUUGGGAAGCUGUUCUGAAGCGUAUUCACAUCUAUAAGGCAAAGGCGUGCUUAAAGGAAAUUCACAAUAAGAUGCUGCGAAAGCAUAUAAAACGUCUUGAGAAUCCGGAUGGGAGUUACAGGGCCAUGGAAAGAGACAAAACUGUUUCACCUAAAGUGGAGGAUAUAGAUGAUGGAAAAGACGAUGAAGUCCCUCACUCUCCAGAGUUUAUACCUAGACACGAGCCAAUGGAGGAAGAAGAAGAAGAAGAAGAAGAAGACGGUUCAUUUUCACCAGAGUUAAUGCACGGUGAUGAAAAUGAAGAAGCAAUUGACCCUGAUGAGGACAGGGCUCUACUGGAAAGGAAGCGUACGGAAGUAGUGGAAGAACAGCAGAGAAAGCUCAAAGAAGCAAUGGCUUCGCGACCCCCUCCCUCUGAGGAUAAUUUGGAGAUGAGGGCUGUCAAAGCAAUGGGGACGAUGGAUAAUGGUGACGAAGUGUUUGGAAACAGCGAUGAAGUCAAUGUUGACUCUCAGGUCUACUGGUGGCAUGAUAAAUAUCGACCAAGAAAACCCAAAUAUUUCAACCGCGUGCACACUGGAUAUGAGUGGAACAAGUACAACCAGACUCACUAUGAUCAUGACAAUCCACCUCCAAAGAUUGUGCAAGGCUACAAAUUCAAUAUCUUCUACCCGGAUCUUGUUGACAAAAUAAAAGCUCCUAGUUAUACGAUCGAAAAGGAUGGGGAUAGUGCUGAAACCUGCAUCAUUCGGUUCCAUGCUGGACCACCCUAUGAAGAUAUUGCAUUUCGCAUUGUCAACAAAGAAUGGGAGUAUUCACACAAGAAGGGAUUCAAAUGCACAUUUGAGCGUGGAAUCUUGCAUGUUUACUUCAACUUUAAGCGCUACAGAUACCGUCGAUGAGUCAUUUCACAUCCAUCAUGCAGAAAUAUGUCUCUACUUACCUUUUUUUAUAUUUGUUACUUGAGCAUAGAUUGUUGUAUUUUGUUAAAGAUAAAUUCAUGAAUACACAUGUUUCUAUGUAACUGGCAUAGAUUCUUCUAUGGUUCCUGUCGGCACGAGGAAAAUCUAAUUUGUAUGGAAAAGUGAAUUUUCAUACCCACUUUGUAUUUAUAUCUGGUAAUUGAUAAUUUAUAUAUUAAUAAUAUUUUAUUCCUAGUA
Molecule: messenger RNA, 2359 nt
Organism: Erigeron canadensis
Lineage: Eukaryota; Viridiplantae; Streptophyta; Magnoliopsida; Asterales; Asteraceae
Product: cactin-like
Exons: 12
Coding region: 92-2101 (669 amino acids)
Biological process (GO): mRNA cis splicing, via spliceosome
Cellular component (GO): cytoplasm; spliceosomal complex
Molecular function (GO): protein binding
Source: RefSeq, a predicted model, not a curated record